Messenger RNA from Lampris incognitus (smalleye Pacific opah), 4269 nucleotides. It is a transcript of the gene bag5, whose product is annotated as BCL2 associated athanogene 5. Gene Ontology annotation, molecular function: adenyl-nucleotide exchange factor activity; protein-folding chaperone binding. Gene Ontology annotation, cellular component: nucleus; membrane; cytosol. The transcript has 3 exons. Bases 523 to 1995 code for a protein of 490 amino acids. NCBI's taxonomy places the organism in Eukaryota, Metazoa, Chordata, Actinopteri, Lampriformes, Lampridae. Gene Ontology annotation, biological process: negative regulation of protein ubiquitination; protein stabilization; regulation of inclusion body assembly. The record is from RefSeq and is a predicted model, not a curated record.
GAUCACGUGGUUGCUUAAGCGGCACACGUUUCAGAGGGUCCGAAAGUGAAUAUUGUUUGACCGGGGGACCGACGCAGCCCCGGGGGGGGGGGGGGACCUUCCGUAGCCGAGCAAGCCGAUGGCAGUUUAUAGACAAUGACACCCGCCGGAGCAGUGAACGCGGACUAAGCUGCCGCUUUUAAUUUUUCUCGUUAGCUAAAAGCCUGCCCUCGCAUAGCGAUCUGGAAGCUGCCUUGGACAAAGUAAGCCCCCGUCGUUAAUCUGCACACUUCCUGCGUCCAGAUCGAUCAAGCAGGGUAUCAGAAAGCGGCUUUAGAGAGCGACUCCGCUGAACCGAGCCGUUUUCCGGCCGUGGGAGGGGCGACGCCAGCCAUCCGACCGCAGUUACGACGGAUGGCACAGAGACGGUCGGACCUGCGCCGGAAACACCCUGCCUCGGAUUUAUCCCCCCGGAUGGCGCUUUUCUAGACGAUUCGUCUUUAGCCUACGGAAACGACUUUUUUUGUUCUUCCUAGAGACAAAAUGUGUGCGAAUGUCUUUGGAGUUUUGAAAAGCCUGUUUGGGAAGCCCUUUGAUGGUGGGAAGAGGAUGGAUCAUGGAGGCCCACAGCAACAGCAGCAACAACAUCCCACGCAGCAGCAGCAGGCGUUCUACCAGUCGCAGCAUCCGACCAUGAUGCGUCUGUACGAGAUACAGAAGGAGGUAGCUUCUCUGGGGCCACAGGUCUGCACCUUCAGCGGCCUGCAGAAUGAUCGUGACUACAAGCGCCUGGAGCGGGAGCUGACCCGUCUGCUGCUGGAGGCCGACAAGGUGGACACGGAGGGAAAAGCUGAGCUGCAGGGUGCCCGCAAGCGGGCCGCACAGGAAGUGGAGGGCUUGCUCCACUACCUGGAGGAGAACGCCACUCACCCUUCUCGCCUGGCCAUCGAGGAGCUGAGCUGUGAGGCACGCAGGCUGGUGGACGAGGGUGUGGUGGCGCCACAGCGUGCCGGAGGGGCGGCAGAGAUCAGCGACGAGCUGGUGGACACGCUGCAAGAGCUGAUCCUGAAGCUAACCCAGAUCAAGACGGAAGGAAGGGUGCCACUUCGCAAAGCACGCUACCGAGCUCUGACACGUCUAUGUGCAGUGCAGGACGUGAUCGAGGGGCGCACACGCCAGCAGACCCUCUCGCUGCCACUGUCAGAGGAUACACACGAGGCGGUGCACCGCAUCAACCAGGUUAUGGUGCAGGUGAGCGUAGCCCGUAGCCAGCUGGUGGCUCUGCUGAUGGGCCUGAGUGGCCGGGACAGCUGCGCCCACUUGUCGCGCAUCCUGACGGAGAUGAUGGUGGAGCUGGACGCCCUGGAUGUGUCCGGGAACGCGGCGGUAAGAAACUACCGGAAGCAAGUGGUGGAGGAGAUCAACGGACUGCUGAAACACCUGGACCUGGAGGUAGAGGGAGAUGAUACACGCAGGUAUGACUUGGCGCAGAACAACUCCAUCCGUGAGAUCGAGGCUGUGCGGGGUCACGUCUCCCACCUGCGGGGGGAGAUCCUGCGGUAUUGUGGAAUGGGGGAGUUCAACUUCAGACCAAAGGCUGAGCUGCAGAGCCUUCUAACCCACCUGGACCAAGUGGACACGGCCAAGAACCCCUGCAUCCGAGAAGCCCGGCGCCGCGCCGUGCUUGAGGUCCAGGCCAUCAUCACCUUCCUGGACCUCCGUGAAGCCCUGGCCCGUCGCCAGCCAGGUCCCCAUGAGCACCCCUCCCACCGGGCCGUGUGGCUGGUUCUGGGGAGCCUUUCGGACCUCCAGGCCCAGGUCCUGGGCUUCGACGGCAAGCGUGCCGACAAGAGCUACAUGAUGCUGGAAGAGCUGCUGACCAAACAGCUGCUGGCGCUGGACGCCGUGGACCCGCAGGGUGACGAAGGGACCAAGAUGGCGCGGAAGCAAGCAGUCAAAUUCGCCCAGAACAUUCUCAGCUAUCUGGACAUGAAGACUGACGAGUGGGAAUACUAAUUUAAAAAAAAAAAAACGCUGGCUGAAGAAUCUUAACAGGAUGUGGCGGCCAUCUUGAUUUUAAAAAAUGUUGGAUGGAACAUCUCUGCGGGAACGGACGGAGCUGAUAAUGUUUGUAUAUAAACUGGCGUAUUAUCGCUCCAUGGGCUGGCCUCUGUAAAUAUUGACAAAAAAAUCCCAGAAUGCACUGCAGCAGCGUUUGUUUGUUGUUUUUUGUUUCGAUUUUGUUUUACUUUUGACGUUGUGGCCUAACCUGAAUAGAAGUCAACAGCAACAACAAAAAAAAACUCCUUUUAUGAAAUACUUUGGACAUUUUUAUGUUCACUUAAUAUUUUUCGCGUGCUUUUUGGAAGGUUUACAGAAAACUCGAUUUUGAAAUCUGCUGUAUGCGCGUGUAUGUGAGUGUCAUCGUCUGCAUCAUCCCUCGUCGUAGUGUCUGAAGUCUGCUGCACUAGAUAGUGUCUGUCCCAGUGGUCGUUUCCUUUCAGCUGCAGUUGAUACUGAUGAGGUGCCGGAGAAUGAUUGACUAGCACUGGCAUGCCUCUGUGCCCAUUAAUUGGAGUGAGGACUGGUAAGAAUGCCUGCCAAACCACGUUUUGAGAGUCACGGUGCCCGAAUUCAGGAGAGAACAGUUUGGGUUUUCAGGGUGAGUGGGUAGUUUAUCAUUGAUCAGUGCGAAACCAAUAUUUGGAUGUUAAGACUAAGAAGGGUAUCGGAAAAGGCUGUGAAAUACCGGAUUUUUACCAAGAGAAUGAAUUUCAAUGUGGCCAGACUGUACUAAGACAGGCAGAGAUGUCGAGUACAAAUGUCCACCAGGGAGUUAGUGUUGAAUAAAGUAAAGUAAUCUGCAAGCAUAGUAUUCCUUUAGAACCGCUAUCUGGGGUGUCCGGGUUGCGUGGCGUGGUCUGUUAACAUGGGGAUCGCCAGUUUGAAUCCCCAUGUUACCCCCGGCUUGGUCAGCCAUCCCCACAGACACAAUUGGCCGUCACUGUGGGUGGGAAGCUGGAUGUAGGUAUGUGUCCUGGUCGCUGCACUAGCGCCUCCUCUGGUUGGUCAGGGCGCCUGUUCAGGGGGGAUGGGGAACUGGGAGGAAUGGCAUGAUCCUCCCAUGUGCUACGUCCCCUUGGUGAAACUCCUCACUAUCAGGUGAAAAGAAGUGGCUGGCGACUCCACAUGUAUUAGAGGAGGCAUGUGGUAGUCUGCAGCCCUCCCCGGAUCGGCAGAGGGGGUGGGGCAGCGACUGGGAUAGGUCAGAAGAGUGAGGUAAUUGGCCGGAUACAAUUGGGGAGAAAAAGGGAGAAGCAACCCCCCCCCCCUCCCAAAAAAAAGAACCGCUAUCGGAAAACUGUUUCAUAUUUUGGGAGAGAUAAAGGUGUGGAACAGUACCAGUCACCUGUGGAGCCAGUCAGAUGGCGUGCUCAUACAAACACCGGCCCUAAUUAGAGAAGAGGAUGGUAGGAGUUUACAUUGUUGAUGCUGGGUCGCUCCCCACUCCUGCGCGACCCCGUUUAUCCUCUCAGUAUUUUGGUGCAUGUCUCUGGUUGCGCUCCAAUUCCGUGGCACACUCCCCAAACCCGGCAAAGCCACAGCUGUCGCUGGCCACUGGUCAAAAGACAAAUGAAACAGGGCAACCUUUUUUCGUUUCUUUUUUUUUAACAUCUUUUUCAAUGUGAGCCACCAUAACAAGGUGACACCUAGUUGACAUUAGAUGCAAAUGUUAUGUCGGGGUGUCUUUAUGCAUGCUCAAUUACCCAGGUAAGAAAAUCACAGAAAAGUUGAAUCAGUUCAUCUGGAUACAAUGUUUAUUGAGAGAUAUGUUUCAUCACAGAAGAGGUCACUUAGAUGAGGGAUGAAACGUUUCUCUCAAUAUCAGAGAAAGUUGAAUCAGUUCAUCUGGAUACAACGAUACGUUGUAUCCAGAUGAACUGAUCCAACUUCCUUUGAUUUUCUUACUCGGAUUAUUGAGCAUGCAUAAAGACGAUUCUCUCAAUAAACGUUGUGUCCAGAUGAACUGGUUCAGCUUUUCUGUGAUGAUGUCGGGGUGUUAUUUUCUAAGUUUGCCAGCCAAGAUGCUUUGAAAAGGGGAUUCGCAGGUAUGCUUGACCCCUGUGACUAAUAACAAGAGAACUCCUUCGGCGAAGGACACACAAAACCACUCCGCCCUCGUUGCUUGUGUAGUUGGUGAAUCCGUGUUACAUUUCAAAUAGUUGUCAUUUGUUUGCUUGAUUACAUGUGAUGGUCGCGUUCAGAGUUAAAGGAUUUGUGAUGUAGUGU